Molecule: messenger RNA, 6053 nt
Organism: Planococcus citri (citrus mealybug)
Lineage: Eukaryota; Metazoa; Arthropoda; Insecta; Hemiptera; Pseudococcidae
Gene: pyd
Product: polychaetoid
Exons: 21
Coding region: 452-4519 (1355 amino acids)
Biological process (GO): cell-cell adhesion; protein localization to cell-cell junction; cell-cell junction organization
Cellular component (GO): plasma membrane; bicellular tight junction
Molecular function (GO): cell adhesion molecule binding
Source: RefSeq, a predicted model, not a curated record
GUUCAGCACCUAUCUAUCUAGAUAGGUAGGUACUUUCGCGUUUUUAAUCGAACUGUGUGGUAAUCAAAUUGUUGAAUUUUUCAGUGAAUGACGCCGAAAUUGCGCGAAUAAUAUUAUUGAAAACGAGUUUGAUUUUAGUGCUUAUGAGUGAUGACAAAUUGAAGUUUUUGGACGUUAAUGCAUAAUACUGCUAAAGGGCAUUUUGAGCCCACGUGCUUUUUCGAACGCGCGCUGACCACCUUGGCAUAGAAAACAAUUAAGUAAGAGCCCACGCAAAUUUACCGACGCAUUGUUAUUUGAUAAUUCGAAAUGAAUCAUUCUUAUCAAAUAGUUGUACGAAUUAAGUUGCUGUAAUGAACAUUUGAUUCAGAAAAUUGUGACUAAAUUGAUGAGAAUGGAAAGAUGAAUUUGGAAACGAAGGCAAAAUGAUCAGGUCCAGCAACAAUUGAAAAUGAAGCGUGAAGUUUCUUCCAGAACGAGCUUCUACAAGGAUGAUGUACAUGGGUACAAUGUAUCUUCAUUACCGCCUCAAAUCGAUUGUCACCUUUGCUGGGACAACAGUCAUCAACACGGCGGCGGUUCCACUUCAUCUGUAAAAGAUACAACAUCCGAACAUGCUGUAUUGCUGUAUUCUUCAAAUAUAGGAUACAUUGUUCACACGCCUCCUCCGCCGCCACCGCCGUCCAUCGUGUGUUAUUGUUCUUCGUGUUGUUCUACUUUUAGGCCAGAACUACCAGCACGAAAUCGCACUUCAAUAUCGACAGUAUCAUCUUACUCUUCGACACCUCGAAGACAAUCAUACGACGACGAUACUUAUGGGACUAAUGUGAUUAACGAGACUAAGAAUAAUAAUAAUUCCACGUGCUAUUAUACGACGACUGAAAAACCUCUGUACAACUUCCACCAACACCACCACCAGCAGCAGCAGUUCAACGAUAUAAAAAAUAUAAACUAUUAUUUAAACGAAGACAAAGCCGCUGAAUUGUUUGAAGAUCAAGUUGUCGAAGAAAACGGAGAACGAGUCGUAUGGGAAUUUCAACAGGUGACGUUGAAUCGAGUACCCGGCUAUGGAUUUGGUAUCGCGGUCAGCGGUGGCAGAGAUAAUCCUCAUUUCGCCAACGGUGAUCCAUCUAUCGCCGUCUCCGAUGUAUUGAAAGCUGGACCUGCUGAAGGAAAAUUAAUGGUAAACGAUCGUAUCACCAGCGCAAACGGUAUCUCGUUGGAAAACGUCGAUUACGGUAGAGCCGUGCAGGUACUUCGAGACAGCGGAAACAGCGUUACACUUUCAGUCCGCCGGAGACUACUGUUACCAUCUCAAGAACCUCAUAUUUUACGCGUACAGUUGAACAAAAGUCGUAAAAAAGAUGAUUUCGGAAUCAUUCUGGGUAAUCGGAUAUAUAUCAAAGAGAUAGGUAAUACGAAAAUAGAAACAAAUGCCGGUCCGACGUUACAAGAAGGUGAUGUCAUACUCAAGAUAAAUAACCAACCGGCUGAAAAUCUUAGUUUAAAAGAAGCUAGAAAAUUAAUCGAGAGUAGUAAAGAAAAAUUACAUUUGACUGUACGACGCGAAGCUCGAACCAGCCCGUAUUCCAUUUAUUCGAAUAAUAAUCAACCAAAAGAAAGCAACUAUAUGGAUAUGUUGAACGGUAACGUGUACGGAGCAUCGCAGAAUCUUUACGUCCAACCUCCUACCAGACAAAAUAUGUCGCUGGAAUCGGAAAAAAGUAAUUUGAUGCCGAGAACAGGACGUUCUAGGAAUCCAUUGCUGGAUGUGUCGCUUACGCAAUUAGACAGACCAGCGUCACCGCUUAAUCGAAACCUCAACCAUAGUCACGAGAGUAUAGGAAAUCUACCGCCAAUUAACCAUAGUCAUAGUUUAAGCCAUAAUAUAAAUCAAGAAAAUCACGAUAUUAUCGCUAGUCAACAUACUCAUUUACGAAGUCGUAGCGUUGUACAAGACCACCAAGAACCUCCGAGACCACCGCCUCCUAGACCAGAAGAUUAUUACGGUAUUACGAAAUUACAAGAAGAUGAAACCAAUGGCCAUAGAUCAAAGUUUCCAAUCGAGGAUCCUAGAUUCGUUGCUUUCCAUAAAGACAGCGGCGGCUCGGUUGGGAUUCGUUUGAUUGGUGGAAACGAAGUUGGUAUUUUUGUUACCGCUGUUCAGCCCGGUAGCCCUGCUUCUCUUCAAGGACUACAACCCGCUGAUAAAAUAUUAAAAGCUAAUGAUUUAGAUAUGAAAGGUGUUACUCACGAAGAAGCUGUACUAUUCCUAUCAAACGUUCAAGAUCAAGUUCAUUUAAUCGUUCAAAAUAAAAGGGAAGAAUACGAACAAGUUUUAGCCAAUCAUCUCGGAGAUUCGUUUCAUAUCAAAGCUCAUUUCGACUACGAUCAACCGGAACCAGGCGAGAUGAGUUUUCGAAAAGGAGAUAUAUUCCAUGUGAUCGAUACUUUGCAUAAUAAUAAUCCCGGCUCUUGGCAAGUUUACAGAAUAGGAAGAAAUAAUCAAGAGGUGCAGAAAGGCAUCAUACCAAAUAAAGCCAGAGCCGAAGAACUGGCUACGAAACAGUUUAAUGCCACCAAAAAAGAAAUAGCUACUUCGGAAAGUCGAAUCAGUUUUUUCAGAAGAAAACGCAGUAAUCAUAGAAGAUCCAAGUCGCUUAGUAAAGAUCAUUGGGAUGAUGUAGUAUUUGGAGACAGCAUUAGUAAAUUUCCAGCUUACGAAAGAGUUAUUUUAAAGCAUCCCGGGUUUAUCAGACCUGUCGUACUUUUCGGUCCGGUUGCCGAUAUUGCUAGAGAAAAAUUACUCAAAGAUUUCCCCGAUAAGUUCUCCGCUCCUCAACUUGAAAAUCCUUUAGAAGGCGUCAGCAAGAAAGCCAGCGGUAUUAUAAGAUUGAGUGCAAUACGAGAUAUUAUGGAUAGAGGAAAACACGCAUUACUCGAUAUCACACCCAAUGCUGUUGAUAGAUUAAACUACGCUCAAUUCUACCCAAUUGUUAUUCUUUUACGAGCCGAAUCAAAACAAGUUAUUAAAGAUCUUCGAAAUGGCAUAACAAAAUCAGCGCACAAAAGUAGUAGAAAAUUAUUCGAACAAAGUCAAAAAUUAGAAAAGGUUUGGUCUCACGUCUUCUGCGGAUCUAUAACUCUAACUGGACCCGAUUCGUGGUAUCGUAAAUUACGCGAGUUGAUUGAGAAAUACCAAAGCUCUCCUGUAUGGAUCAGCGAAGCCAAGCCGGACGAAGCACUUUCGGACGACUUUCUGUUUCCUAUGACCUCUCUCCGUUUGUCAUACGCUUCGUCACCGGAAAGCGAUUUAGAACAAAGUAGCGGCUUGUUGAACAUGUCCAGCACAUCCUUACCGCCUAGAUUAGUUAAAUGCUCAAGUGACCCGAGUAUUGCCACUCAAGACGAUACGGCUGUUCCCACGUAUAACCCGCCACCGCCUUAUACACCGGCAUUAUUCAAACAAACCGCAUACGAAUUAAAUCAAAAUUUACGUUUACAAAAUGAUAAAUUUCCUUUCUUACCAUCUGCUGAGCGUUCUUCGAACGACGAAGUAAACGGAGUCAACGGUACGCCACCAGAUCUACCUCCUCGAAUAGAUCGAAACAGUAAACCAGUUCGAACGGUUAACGGUAGAUCAGCUCAAGAGAGACUGUUCGGUGGCCCAGGGUCUAAAGAGCAAUCAGAGCCACCGAAUUAUAUCAACGCUACACCUCACAGGCUACCAAAUUCCACGUCUCUAGGAAGACAUAAUAGUAAUGCUAAUUCAUCGACGAAUAUGAACAAUAAAACGAAUAGUUACGAUAGCGUGUCGUCUUACGAUAGUUAUAAUCAACGUUCUAUGUCGAAUAUUCACGAUGAUCUCAAAACGUACAGCGAUAGAGAACCGUACAGAUACACGAGGUCUACUCAGCAACCGAUUAAACAUAGCAAUUCUGAUGCUCAUAGGCCAUCGAAACCACCCGAUUAUCCACAUUACAGACCACCCGGUUUGGUAGAAUACGCCACCAAUAAACCUUUACCACCACCUAAAGCUCCGCAAUCGUAUAAACCCGUACCGCCACCCAAACCUAAAAAUUACAGACCUCCCAAUCAACACGCUCAACAGUCUUCACAGCCGUAUUUCCAGCAUAGCACAAUUAAAGAAAUGAACGGAUACCAGCAUGCGAAAUCUUACAGUAUGGCUGAUGCCACUUCGAAUAAUUAUAGCACACAUAUACCUAAUGGGAUAACCUCGUCGCCAUCUAGUAAAUACUCUAUCGACAAUUCAGAUUCAAACGGUUUCGAUUCCGGCCACGGAAGUAGCCUGGAUCGCAGCACGUACGACCGAAGGACUGGAAUGAGUAGUAACUCGUCGCAAUAUUAUUACAACGUCGCACCUUCUAAUAAACACCAACGUGAGCUCAGCGGCCUCGAUCUUACUCAUAGAGAACAGAGAGGCAGUGCUUUUGAAUUAUACAAGAAGCCCAGUGAGCAGAGGAACAUGCAUUACCAUAUCGAUCAUAGCAUUAGAUAAAUUAUCUCUUUCAUUUAAUGUUAAUAUCUUAUAUAGACAGAUUUUAUGUGCCAAUAUUUUUUUUUUACUUCUAUCUUUCAUUAGUAUAAUAAUGUUUAUAAUGUAUUUAGAAAUUCAUUUGAAGGGAGGGGGGAAGAUGGUAUUUUUAUUUACAUUAAUUUGUAAGUAUCGCGAACCUACGGAUCGAAUCAAUAUUUUUUUUUUAUGUUUUAAUUACAGAAUGAUUUUUUUUUUCAAAAUAUAUUAUAUUGUAUUAUAAAAUUGAUACCUAUAUAACCUACAUUUUUUUAAAAAAAUUUGUGUUCUAUUACCUGUUAACGAUUUCGCGUGAAAUUGUUUCGUACGUUUAACAAAACGCGAGUAUAUUGUAUUUUUUUUUCUUUUUUGUAUUCUAUGAAAUAUAAUUACGUUAUUUUUACAAAAUUUCGAAAAGUGGUCUUUGUUUUUUCAAAAUACGAGUACGAAAUUUUUUAUCAUAAAAUCAUAAAUCUUUAGAAAAAUGAACGAUAUAAUAUGUAAUUUAAACGCAUGUGAAUCGAGCGUUAUAGGUAUUUCCAAUAACUAAUUAAUUUUUGAAAUGCAAGAUUUAUUUGAAAAAUUAAAAAAUUUGCACCGUUGCUUUGCUCAAAAAUUUACGUCCAAUGUAUUCAAAUUGAUCAAAAUUUAUCAAAAAUUAGUACUUAUUGUAAUAAACUUUUGUGGAGCCAUCUAACGUCAAAAAUGAAAAAAAUCACAUGGAAUAGCAACUAUAGUAAGCUAAAAGAAGAACGAAUAUUUCAACAGUGAUAUUUUUUGAGAGCCAGAAAGAUAGUAUUUUGAUUAAUUUCCCAGUUUUUGACUAAAUUUUUGGAAAUUUGGAAAUCGUUCAUCAUUUUUGAAAAUUGGUCAUUUUUCUUACUUCGAAUUGCUGAAAAUUUGCCUUACAACAAAUGUAGAGGUCUCAAAACAAAUUCUAUUGUUUUUAUUUGAUCUACAGCCUUUAUCAAUUGUUCAUUUUGAGUUUCCCUAUACAUUUUUAAAAUCACACCGAAGACCUAGAGAUGGAUUUGUGCAGUUGAAAAUUUGAUUUUCAUUGGUUUUUGAGAUGCUCAACAUGAAAAUAGUUACACGUUUUAAAAUAAGGAAAUAAAUAUUGCAAAUAAUGAUAAAAUCGACUAGAUUCGUGUAAAUAAUGUGUACGCCAAUGAAAAAAAUUUUUUCUCGUCUAAUUGACGUUGAAAACUGAAAUUACCAUUUCAGGUGAUCUGAAGUCUCUAUCAGAAUUAGACAACACCUUAUGCAGUCAAAAAUACUCACUCGGCGUUAUGAUAUAGUUUCUCCCAUCUCCCCAUCCCAACUAUUAAAAUUUAUUUUAUUUCAUUUUUUUAAAAAUUAAAUGGCAUUUGCUCUUUUAAUAGUCAAAACGGAUUUUGUUGGAAUUCUUCAUAAAGGAUUACAUUUAAAAAAUAUAUAUAUUUGAACAAAAGAUGUCCAGCCUGUGCAAGUUUCUUUUUCAAAAUAUUAUUGAGUAAUAAAUGAGUAAUAAUAAUACAAA